This is a messenger RNA of Paraglomus brasilianum, 606 nucleotides long. Lineage: Eukaryota; Fungi; Glomeromycota; Glomeromycetes; Paraglomerales; Paraglomeraceae. The record is from the annotation of a GenBank genome assembly.
AUGAGCAUACCACAGAAAGUAGCAAAGUCGGUCAUAAAAAAAUCGUUACGAUCGAACUUUAGGGAAAGCCAAAAUGAGAAGACACAUGCCGGAAGUUCUGAUGCCGGACCUAGUAAUAGUGCCAACAUACUGAUGAACAAAAAAGACAAAAAGAACAAAUGGAAUAUUCCGCCCGGGCUGACAAAGAACGAAGCGCAGGCACUAAAGAUUGUUAAGAAACGAGCGCGACUGUAUGAUACAAAUUUCUGCUCGUGUUGCUGCUUCAAUGUGGGCCUGGAGCCUGUCGUUGGAUUGAUUCCUAUAAUUGGAGAUUUUAUUGGAGUAUUUCUUGCCCUAAUGUUGGUUAAUACUGCAAAAAAGGCCGAUUUGCCACAGUUGAUUGUGAGCAAGAUGCUGCUGAACGUUUGGAUAGACUUUUUGUUAGGAUUGAUCCCAUUUGUGGGAGAUGUAUUUGACUUCUUUUACAAGUGUAAUACCCGGAAUGCAAUUAUCCUACACACAUUUCUUGAGAAUAGGGCAAAGAAUAGAUCUUUAGUUGAAGAGGGAACAGUCGAGAUUAUUGCUCCUAGAUACCCUCAACCGCCAGAAACUUCUAUGAUACGAUGA